This is a messenger RNA of Paramecium tetraurelia, 1266 nucleotides long. RefSeq lists its product as uncharacterized. The record is from RefSeq and is a predicted model, not a curated record. NCBI's taxonomy places the organism in Eukaryota, Ciliophora, Oligohymenophorea, Peniculida, Parameciidae. The transcript has 3 exons.
AUGUAAUUAGACAUAAGUUAUUUGAGACCUAAAAGUUAGUCAUUUCCAAAUAAGCACUCAAAAUUCUAUAUUAAAUCUGGAACGGAAGGCAUGAUAGUUAGAAACAUUUACGAAAAAGUUGAUUAUGAAGAAUAUGAAAUCAAAUCGAUUGAUGAUUUCAAAACAAAAAUAUAAGUACAGUUACCCGAUUCAUGGAAGACAAGUGAUUAUUUAAAAAUGCUUAUAAUAGCAGAUUUUUCCAUCCAGGGUGCAUUAUAAGUAAUUCAAAAUAUGUAAUUAGAGAAUUUAUAAAUUCAUCUAAGUUGGCUUAAUUUAUAUUAAAACAUGGAACCAAAUAUGGACUAAUUGAAAUGCGGAGAAUUUUAUAUUUUCGGAAUAGAUAAGUAAUCAAGGCCGGUCAUAAUAAUAAAGCGCCUUGAGAAUGAAAACUUUUAAACCUUUCAAUAUUUACUGGAAAUAGUAAAGCGACAAGUGUUGAUACCUUACUUCAUUGAAAAUUGGACAAUCAUUUAUGAUUGCUAAAAUUAAGAGUACAAUUUUUAUGAAAUUGACUUCGACUUUGAUCACAUAAAGGAGUUAAUGAUUAAUUUUUGUGGAAAUUUAAAUAACCUUCUCAUUGUGAAUUCUAAAUUAAAUUUUUCAUAAAUUCUUAAUUACUUACCAAACAGAAAUCAAAUUCAUUCAAAGAUUAAACUAAUAAACAAUCUCGAUAAUUUACAAUAAUAUAUUUCGAAAGAAUAUUUAGAAGAAAAAUAUAAUGGAGAAUGCUCAAAUGUUACAACCUUCUGGUAAGGCAUUUUAAAUGAUUUUAGGCCUCCUUAAAUACCAUAAGUUUCUGAAUUGUUAAAAUAAUUCACAUAUGAUUGUUACGAAGAUUACUAAUAUGGAUUAAGGAAACUUUAGGAUUUUAAAUGUAGAAAUUUAAGAAAGUUUUCAUCCUUGGGGAGGCUAUCACAUUAGCACUCAAAGUCAACAAGUAUGAAAAAAUCAAUAGAAUCUGCUACAUCUGCUAGCCACAUAAAAAUAUUUGUUCAUGAGGAAAAUGGAAAUGAACUUAUACAGGAGGAGAUUGAGGUUCUUAAUAAUAAAGGAGAUUCUGAGGUUGAUAAUUUAGGAAAAGUUGGUAUAGAUUUAUAUAAAACUGAAUCAGUUGGUUUAUAAUUAUUAGAAGAGAACAAUAAAGGUUAAAUAUAAGUAAUCCUUGAGAAUGAAAAUGAAAUUGAACACAAAUGCUGCUCAGAGAAAUUUAAUUGUAUGAUAUUCUGA